AUGAUGCUUCACUCACUUCUAGCAGUAUUUAUCUCCCUAACCUCCUGGACACCGCCGGUAUCUGCCUCGCUCAGGAUAACAGCUAACCACCAUUCCUUCGGUGGUGUCAACUACCCACAACUCCAAUUCUUCGCCCCCCAACACCGCGAUGACAGCAUCCGUGAGAUUGUCAAAAGUGGCGCGCGAGUGAUCCGCCUAUUCAUCCGUCCAGAUGCCCAACACCCGGAUCCAGAAGGCGAGCUGGGCGGCUUCGACAAAUCUCUCUUGGAUCAAUUCGACGACACACUAGCCGCCAUCCACCAUCUGUCAAAGGGGCAGGUCAAAGUCAUCAUCGCACCCCAUGACGCGCAUGCGCUUCGCGGCUCAAACGACGUUCCCUGUGAUGCCUACUGUCAGAAACUCGACGGGGCCUUUUUGGAUUUCUACAGCAGCGAAGAGUACCGCAAUCUCUAUAAAACACGCCUCGAAGUCUUCUUCAAACACUACCCUUCCAGGAACUUUGAUGGGCGGUCCUGGGGCUCCCUCUCUGAAGUCAUCUUGGGUGUCGAUCUGCAGAACCAGCCAUUUUCUGGCAUCAGCCCGAUACCGUCCGGCGAAUCCUGGCUCUGUGAUAUGGCCUCGUAUCUGAAAUUUAGCAUCGGGCUUGAUAGUGCUGGUAUUGCGGUUAUUAGUGGUGGGGUUUCUGGACCACAAAGUGUGGAUGGGAACGAGAAUUUCCCAGACAGCGUCUUCGACUGCAAGGCUAUUGACGUCAUUGGCAUCCAUGGGUAUUUUGACAAGACGGCGGAGAGAACGGCGGGGACGCCGUGGGCGGAAAUGUUCUUACCAGGGAACACGCUGACAGGGAGGGUAAUGGGCAAAGGGAAGAAAGGAAAAGAGGGCAAAUUGUUGUUGGUGGAGGAGUGGACAUAUGUGCACAACCCGGAAUUUGGCUUGUUUUACAAGAAAGAAGCGGUUUUUGAUCAAGGGAAUGCGCUGAACUAUCGGGGAAUCCCUUGGAUAUAUUCCCACCUAACCACCCUUUCCGAGGGAAAGACCUCGCGCAUCAAUCCCAUCCAUCCCACCUACACCACCUGGACCGCCCUCACGGACGUUCUCAAACGCUCGGUAACAACCCGUAGUAACUUCAACUGGACCAAGUACCUACCCCCACCCGUCUCCAUCAUCCCGCCUUCUGCCGACGAAAAAACAGCGCAGCACCUCCAAGCCAUGCUCACGGGCUCCAACACGCAAGAAUGGAAGCUAAAGCCCCUGGGUCUUUCCAACGUCUCGAGCGUAGUCUUGAACCCUUACAUCAUCGAGCAGAGCGAUUGCACAUUCGGCUGUCUGGGCCACUUGUGCGACGCUGCGGAUUCAUGCUCACCGGACCUCUUGUGCAAGAAUAGUGUGUGUCAGCCGUAUCCCGAGACACAGCCUGGUAAAGUGGGAGAGCGGUGCAACAGCAAAGCAGUUUGCCAAUCGCAUCUGAGGUGUGAUGAGAAGCAAGGCACAUGUCAAGCGUGUUCAGCGCGUAGCACGAUACAACCAGCGAUCGAGAAACGAAAAAGAACGAUUGAGGGCGACGAGAUUGAGAUACAGCGGGGAUUAGUGCAUCCAAAUGAUCCAAAUGGGUCGUGCUACACAGACUCUCUAGAGCAUCUUUUUCACAUUACUCGCCUCCUCGAGUCUACAACCACCGCCACCGCCACCACUUCAUCCUCCCCAUCGUCCUCUUUGAACACAUGCCUUUCACCGUCCCACCACCCCUCCCCGUGUACGUCGCCACUGCACUGUUCGGCCGACGAAUACUGCUCCUGGGGCUCCUGCGUCCCCUGUCUAUCCACAGACACGUGUCUCGGCGCCCCGUGUCGGAGCAACAAUGUAUGUAAAACAGGGUAUUGCAACGACUACGGCCGGUGUGACUAUGUUCCCGACGCGUCGAAGAAGAAGAGUAGUGGACCGGGGGGUGCGAGGGGAAAACGGAAUUCGAGGAUCGCUGGCGUGCCAAAGGGACAUGAGCGCGGACCGGCGAGAGUAAGGGAUGAGGCAAUGAGGAUCAAUAUACCAAAAGAGAAGAUUGCUGAGACUGGGGGCCCUGCUGCUACAGCUACGGCAUAA
Molecule: messenger RNA, 2097 nt
Organism: Alternaria burnsii
Lineage: Eukaryota; Fungi; Ascomycota; Dothideomycetes; Pleosporales; Pleosporaceae
Product: glycoside hydrolase family 5 protein
Exons: 3
Coding region: 1-2097 (698 amino acids)
Source: RefSeq, a predicted model, not a curated record